AUGUCUCGGUCGGGAACCACCCUCUAUGUCACCGGCUUUGGCCACGGAACUCGAGCUCGCGACCUUGCCUACGAAUUCGAACGGUAUGGACGUCUGGUCCGUUGCGAUAUCCCAGCUCCUCGUACUCCUUCGAGCCGACUUUUUGCCUUUGUUGAAUAUGAGAGCCGUCGCGAUGCUGAUGAUGCUUAUCAUGAAAUGCACAAUAAGCGCAUUGGACGCGACGACCUUUUGAAGAUUGAGUGGGCACGUACCCCACCUUCCGCAUCCUGGAGAUUCGAUUCGGGACGUGACCGUCGUCGUGACCGUACACCCCCUCGUCGUGGUCGCUCCACUUCCCCUCGUCGUUACUCCCCUAGACGCGACGAUCGGUAUGAACGAGACUACGAUCGCCAUGACCGUGAUUACGACCGCCGGGACCGCGACCAUGACCGCCGGGACCGCGACCAUGAUCGACGGGACCGAGAUCGCGAACGCUCCCGUGACCGAUCACGUACCCCGGAGGAGCGAGAGCGUGAUGUCAAAGAAGAUCGUGAUAGGCGCGAGGAUGACCGGGAGCGCCGAGAGGAGGAGCGUGAGAACGGCCCGAACGGUGAAGACAGGAAAGUACCCCUGGACCCUGUCCCUUCUGCCCAUGACGAGCUUGAUACCGCUGAGUAG
Messenger RNA from Penicillium macrosclerotiorum, 657 nucleotides. RefSeq names its product RNA-binding protein. The transcript has 5 exons. Gene Ontology annotation, molecular function: RNA binding. Gene Ontology annotation, cellular component: nuclear speck. Gene Ontology annotation, biological process: mRNA splicing, via spliceosome. Bases 1 to 657 code for a protein of 218 amino acids. NCBI's taxonomy places the organism in Eukaryota, Fungi, Ascomycota, Eurotiomycetes, Eurotiales, Aspergillaceae. The record is from RefSeq and is a predicted model, not a curated record.